Molecule: messenger RNA, 851 nt
Organism: Phascolarctos cinereus (koala)
Lineage: Eukaryota; Metazoa; Chordata; Mammalia; Diprotodontia; Phascolarctidae
Gene: FABP5
Product: fatty acid binding protein 5
Molecular function (GO): lipid binding
Source: RefSeq, a predicted model, not a curated record
UAACCCACUACGAAAAUGAGGGGGGUAGGGAGUGGAGCGGGGGAAUGGAAAGAGGCCGGGCUUCCUGUGCUCUCAUUGGUCCAACCCACCGCCUCACAUGGCCAGACCUCUAUAUAUGGGAGGCACCGACCUGGGGCCGUCUGCACGCUGGUCCUCUACCUUUCAGCGGAACGCUUUGCUCUUCUCAGGGUUUCUUACCUCCUCUUCUCGUCCGAAUUCACCAUGACCUUUCCCAAGCAGCUGCUAGGCAGGUGGCGCCUCGUGGAAAGUAAAGGAUUUGACGAGUACAUGAAGGAAUUGGGAGUGGGGAUGGCCCUGAGGAAAAUGGCCGGAAUGGCCAAACCAGAUGUUUAUAUCUCUGAAAAUGGGGGUGUAGUUACCAUUAAGACUGAGAGUACCAUAAAAACUACACAAAUCUCUUUUAAACUGGAUGAGAAAUUUGAUGAAACCACACCCGAUGGCAGGAAAACUCAGACUCUUUGUACCCUUGACAAUGAUACAUUGAUCCAGCUACAGGAAUGGGAUGGGAAGGAAAGCACAAUAACAAGAAAAGUAGAAGAUGGAAAGCUAUUGGUGGACUGUAUUAUGAACAAUGUGACUUGCCACAGGGUCUAUGAGAAGGCUGAGUAAAGAAAUUCCAUCUUCAUAUGGGACAGGAAUUAGCUGUUAUGAAUGAACCAGCUCAGUUCAAUGAGCAAACUCUCCAACCAAACUUUCUUGCUUUUUUCUUCUUCUCUUCUGUACUGUGGUCUGUUAUCAGUGACUGACUACUUGCAAACAGUUUUAUUUCCAAGCUUUGAUGUAAUUAGGAUUGUUUUGGCUAGUAAAUAAAGAAUUUUGCUGUUAUUAGA